ACGCCCGUCGUCUGUUUCGCCCACACUUAGUGGUGCCGUUGAGAUGUCGAAGUUAUUAAUACUGUUGCUUUGCUGUGCCGGGUUAAUUAGUGCCCAAACUCAGAAUUGUCCUAGCGGUGAGAAUUUUGAAUGCCGCUGCCCAUGCGGACUAACAUGUGGUACUCUGAACAAUCCUUGUUUAGAAGUCAUUAUCUGCUCUUGCUACUGUCAGGCUGGCUAUACAAGGCGCAUCACCAACGGAACGUGUAUACCUAUCUCGUCUUGCCCGCCCAGUAAUGGUUAGCGGAUCAUAGGAAGUUAUACUGAUCCUCAUACGUCCAAACUUAUCGUUUUUGUCCAAAAACCCAU
Spodoptera litura is the source of this 348-nucleotide messenger RNA. RefSeq names its product chymotrypsin inhibitor Ani s 6-like. The record is from RefSeq and is a predicted model, not a curated record. NCBI's taxonomy places the organism in Eukaryota, Metazoa, Arthropoda, Insecta, Lepidoptera, Noctuidae.